This is a messenger RNA of Fraxinus pennsylvanica, 1512 nucleotides long. The record is from the annotation of a GenBank genome assembly. NCBI's taxonomy places the organism in Eukaryota, Viridiplantae, Streptophyta, Magnoliopsida, Lamiales, Oleaceae.
AUGGCAACUCCAAUUCCGAAUCGUCUACUUUUCAUCGACGGCGAAUGGAGGGAGCCUAUCAGGAAAAAUCGCAUUCCCAUCGUCAAUCCAGCCACUGAAGAGAUCAUCGGGAAUAUUCCAGCAGCUACAGCGGAAGAUGUGGAUAUUGCGGUGGAAGCUGCCCGAAAAGCACUUUCCCGAAAUGGAGGCAAAGAUUGGGCUUCAGCUACAGGGGCACAUCGUGCCAAGUAUUUACGCGCCAUUGCUGCGAAGAUUACAGAAAGGAAAUCAGAAUUAGCAAAACUCGAAGCAAUCGAUUCUGGGAAACCAUUGGAAGAAGCAGUUUGGGAUAUAGAUGAUGUUUCCGGAUGUUUUGAAUAUCAUGCUGAGCUUGCUGAGGCUUUGGAUUCAAAGCAAAAGACUCCAAUUUCUCUUCCAAUGGAGGCAUUUAAGUGUCAUGUUUUGAGAGAACCCCUGGGGGUUAUUGGGUUGAUUACCCCAUGGAAUUACCCUCUAUUAAUGGCCACAUGGAAAGUAGCCCCUGUCCUGGCUGCUGGUUGUACUGCAGUACUUAAGCCAUCGGAAUUAGCAUCAAUUACUUGUUUGGAGUUAGGUGAAGUGUGUAAAGAGGUAGGCCUUCCACCUGGCGUUCUCAAUAUUCUGACUGGACUGGGGCCAGAAGCUGGUGCUUCUUUGGCAUCUCAUCCUCAUGUUGACAAGAUAGCAUUUACUGGGAGUAGUGCUACAGGUACCAAAAUUAUGACUGCUGCAGCUCCACUUGUCAAGCCAGUUACACUUGAACUUGGUGGAAAAAGCCCGAUUGUUGUGUUUGAGGAUGUUGAUCUCGAUAAAGCUGCUGAGUGGUCUCUUUUUGGCUGUUUUUGGACAAAUGGUCAGAUUUGCAGUGCCACUUCUCGACUUCUUGUGCAUGAAAGCAUUGCAUCCGAAUUCUUGGACAAGCUUGUAAAUUGGUGCAAGAAUAUCAAAAUUUCAGACCCAUUGGAGGAAGGUUGCAGGCUUGGUCCUGUGGUUAGUGGUGGACAGUAUGAGAAAGUAAUGAAGUUCAUCUCAACAGCCAAGGAUGAAGGUGCCACCAUCUUGUGCGGAGGUGAACACCCUCGGCAUUUGAAAAAGGGUUACUUCAUCGAACCGGCCAUAAUAACAGACAUAAAGACCUCCAUGCAAAUCUGGAGAGAGGAGGUAUUUGGACCAGUUCUUUGUGUUAAAACAUUCACAACUGAAGAUGAAGCCAUUGAACUAGCAAAUGACACCCAUUACGGUUUGGCUGCUGCUGUAUUAUCACAAGAUCUGGAAAGGUGUGAGCGGAUGACAAAGGCUUUUCAAGCAGGGAUUGUUUGGGUUAACUGCUCGCAGCCAUGCUUCUCUCAAGCUCCUUGGGGAGGCAAAAAGCGUAGUGGUUUUGGGCGAGAACUUGGAGAAGGGGGACUCGACAACUAUUUGAAUGUGAAACAAGUUACACAAUAUGUAUCUGAUGAUCCAUGGGGCUGGUAUAAGUCUCCUUCCAAUCUAUGA